Molecule: messenger RNA, 1060 nt
Organism: Cryptomeria japonica (Japanese cedar)
Lineage: Eukaryota; Viridiplantae; Streptophyta; Pinopsida; Cupressales; Cupressaceae
Product: HMG1/2-like protein
Exons: 8
Coding region: 209-748 (179 amino acids)
Source: RefSeq, a predicted model, not a curated record
AUGGCCUGGAAACAUCACCUCCAUUGCACUCAAAGGAGGGGGAUGUUUCUAGCAUCACCUUUUCGGGUGAGUGCACGUCAUAAUAUUUGGUAGUGGGGGCAUGCGUUCGCGCAGCCCCUAAUAAAAUAAAAUAGAAAACGCGGUAAAUUCAGAGAGCAGGAAUGUACAAAGGGUGAGUUGGUGCUGGGCUGAUACAGCAUAUGAGAGUAUGGACGAGUUGAAUGAUGGUACUUGUUUACAGAGCAGACUGAGAAGGAUGAAGGAAACAAAGGCCAAAAAGGGAUCUGCAGCUACAGAGACCAAGAAUAGGAAGGCAGCUGAUAAAAAGAAGUCUCUCAGUGUCAAGGAGACAAAUUCAAAGAAGAAGCCAUCACGAGCAGAAGCUAAGGCCAAAAAGGACCCUAACCAACCUAAGAGGCCUCCGACUGCUUUUUUUGUGUUCUUAGAGGAAUUUCGAAAAACCUUUAAAGAAGAGAAUCCAAAUGUAAAAGGAGUAACAGCAGUUGGCAAAGCGUGUGGUGAAAAAUGGAAGGAAAUGUCUGAGAAGGAAAAGGCGCCUUAUCUUGCUAAAGCUCAACGUUUGAAGUCUGAGUAUGAGAAAUCCAUGACAUCAUACAAGAAAAAAAAAGAUGAAGCUGAAGAAGUUGCACAAGAGGAAUCUGAAAAGUCCAAGUCUGAGAUAAAUGAUGAUGAAGAUGAUGAAGAUGAUGAAGAGGAGGAGGACGAGGAAGAGGAUGAUGAUGAGUGAUUGUGUUGAAGUGUAGCAGAGAUAUUGGCAGCGAGAAGAUUUUCAUUUACUGUUCUCUUGCCAAAUCUUACUUAAUGACAGUAGCCAAAAUUCUCGUCUCUGUACAGCAUGUUAUUUAAAGAAGUUUUUGAGCCAUUGUAGCUUGGCUAGAUAGCUGUAAAGUAAAAUCUAUCAACAUUUAUUGAUAUAAGCACUUUAGUGUUUGGAGCCUAGUCCACCAUCAAUGGCUUUGAUAUUUCAAUUGUUGAUUUUAAUUACUAUUAAUCACUUGCAGAAAGCACUUUUAAAUAUGAUUUUGCAGGUAGUUAAAGA